Molecule: messenger RNA, 2499 nt
Organism: Plasmodium malariae
Lineage: Eukaryota; Apicomplexa; Aconoidasida; Haemosporida; Plasmodiidae
Gene: eEF2
Product: elongation factor 2, putative
Exons: 1
Coding region: 1-2499 (832 amino acids)
Biological process (GO): translational elongation
Cellular component (GO): ribonucleoprotein complex; cytosol
Molecular function (GO): GTPase activity; GTP binding; ribosome binding
Source: RefSeq, a predicted model, not a curated record
AUGGUGAACUUCACAGUAGAUCAGGUCCGUGAAAUCAUGGAAAAAACAAAACAAAUCAGGAACAUGUCUGUUAUAGCACAUGUGGAUCAUGGAAAAUCAACAUUAACAGAUUCCUUAGUUUCCAAAGCUGGUAUUAUAUCUAGCAAACAUGCAGGAGAUGCUCGUUUUACAGAUACAAGACAAGAUGAACAAGAAAGGUGUAUUACAAUUAAGUCCACAGGUAUAUCUAUGUAUUUUGAGCACGAUUUAGAAGAUGGAGAUGGAAAGAAGCCAUUUCUUAUCAACUUAAUUGAUUCACCAGGACAUGUAGAUUUUUCAUCUGAAGUUACAGCAGCUUUAAGAGUUACAGACGGUGCUUUAGUUGUUGUCGAUACCAUCGAAGGUGUAUGUGUACAAACAGAAACGGUUUUGUAUCAAGCAUUAGGAGAGAGAAUUAAACCAGUAUUACAUGUUAAUAAGGUGGAUAGAGCUUUAUUAGAAUUGCAGAUGGAGGUUGAAGAUAUUUAUCAAACAUUCGCAAGAACAAUUGAAAGUGUAAAUGUUAUUAUUUCUACAUACACAGACAAAUUAAUGGGAGAUAUUCAAGUAUAUCCUGAAAAAGGAACAGUUUCUUUUGGUUCAGGUUUACAAGGAUGGGCUUUUACUUUAGAGACCUUUUCAAGAAUAUAUGCAAAGAAAUUUGGUAUCGAAAAAAGCAAAAUGAUGCAACGUUUAUGGGGUAACAGUUUUUAUGAUGCAAAAACGAAAAAAUGGUCCAAAAAUCAGCAAGAAGGAUAUAAAAGAGGAUUUUGUCAAUUCAUUAUGGAACCAAUUUUAAAUCUGUGUCAGUCCAUUAUGAAUGAUGAUAAGGAAAAAUAUUCAAAAAUGUUAACGAACAUUGGAGUAGAAUUAAAAGGGGAUGAUAAAUUAUUAACAGGAAAACAGUUAUUAAAGAAAGCUAUGCAAUUAUGGUUACCAGCAGGAGAUACUUUAUUAGAAAUGAUUGUUACGCAUUUACCUUCACCAGCUGAUGCGCAAAAAUAUCGUGUAGAAAAUUUAUAUGAAGGUCCCAUGGAUGAUGAAGUUGCUAAUGCUAUACGUAAUUGUGAUCCAAAUGGUCCAUUGAUGAUGUAUAUUUCUAAGAUGGUACCAACAUCUGAUAAGGGAAGAUUUUAUGCAUUUGGUCGUGUGUUCUCAGGUACAGUUGCCACAGGACAGAAGGUAAGAAUACAAGGUCCCCAUUACGUUCCAGGAGAAAAAACGGAUUUAUAUGAAAAGAACAUUCAACGAACUGUUUUAAUGAUGGGUAGAUAUACCGAACAAGUUCAAGAUGUACCUUGCGGUAAUACUUGUUGUUUAGUAGGUGUUGAUCAGUAUAUAGUGAAAUCAGGUACUAUUACUACUUUUAAAGAAGCACACAAUAUUGCAGAUAUGAAAUAUAGUGUCUCUCCUGUUGUACGUGUUGCUGUGAAACCAAAAGAUAGUAAACAACUACCAAAAUUAGUUGAUGGACUUAAGAAAUUAGCCAAAUCAGAUCCUUUAGUUUUAUGUACUACAGACGAAUCAGGAGAACAUAUUAUUUCAGGUUGUGGUGAAUUACAUAUAGAAAUUUGUUUAAAAGAUUUAAAAGACGAAUAUGCACAAAUCGAUUUUAUUGUUUCUGACCCGGUUGUUUCAUAUAGAGAAACCGUAACUGAAGAGUCUACAAUUACUUGUUUAGGAAAAUCACCAAAUAAACACAAUCGUUUAUUUAUGAAAGCUUUUCCAUUGGCUGAAGGAUUACCAGAAGAUAUUGAUAAAGGUAAAGUAUCAGAUAAAGAUGACCCUAAGACAAGAGCAAAUUACUUACAUAGUAAUUUUCAAUGGGACAAAAACUUAGCUUUAAAAAUAUGGGCUUUUGGUCCAGAAACUAUAGGUCCCAAUUUAUUAACAGAUAACACUAGUGGUAUUCAAUAUAUGAAUGAAAUUAAAGUUCAUUGUGUAGCAGCUUUUCAAUGGGCAUCAAAAGAAGGAGUUUUAUGUGAAGAAAAUAUGAGAGGGUGUGAAUAUAGAAUGUUAGAUGUUCAUAUGCAUGCUGAUGCUAUUCAUAGAGGUGCUGGACAAAUUAUGCCUGCAUGUAAAAAGUGUAUAUAUGCAUGUGAAUUAACUGCUCAUCCAAGACUUGUUGAACCUAUAUAUCUUGUUGACAUUAGUUGCCCCCAAGAUGUAGUUAGUGGUGUUUAUAGUGUUCUAAACAAAAGAAGAGGUAUUGUUAUUUCAGAAGAUCAAAAAUUAGGAACACCAUUAUUAAAAAUUCAAGCUCAUUUACCUGUUGCAGAAUCAUUUGGAUUCACAUCAGCUUUACGUGCUGCUACAUCUGGUCAAGCCUUUCCUCAGUGUGUCUUUGAUCACUGGUCAGUUCUUUAUGAUGAUCCUUUUGAUUCAAAUAAAAAUUCACAUAAAAUUAUUAUGAAUAUUAGAGAAAGAAAAGGUAUUAAAGUGGAAAUGCCACAGCUAGACAACUACCUAGAUAAGUUGUAA